Molecule: messenger RNA, 927 nt
Organism: Phytophthora infestans T30-4
Lineage: Eukaryota; Oomycota; Peronosporomycetes; Peronosporales; Peronosporaceae
Exons: 1
Coding region: 1-927 (308 amino acids)
Biological process (GO): regulation of DNA-templated transcription
Molecular function (GO): DNA binding
Source: RefSeq, a predicted model, not a curated record
AUGGAACCACCGAGUCACGCGCGUCUUGUGGCCAUGCGCCUUCUGACCGCCACGAACACGCCCGAGAAGCAACAGGCGGCCAAGAAGUCGGCGCAGUUGUGUCUGUCGCCCACGGAUCCUAGUGAGGAUCCCACCAUGGCGCUGGCCAUGGCCUCACCCGUGCUGACAGGCAAGUCAGCACCUAUCACAUCGCCCAACCCGGCCAAGAACCCGCUGCCAGGUCUGCAGUUCGCCAUCUCUGCGCAGCGUGCGCCCAGCCGCGAGUUGCGUCUGCCAUCGUUCUCCAGCCCUUCAUACGAGCUCGAGGGUGCCACAGUUGCCACUAGUAGUGCAGACGAAGAGGAGAGUGAACAACCCGUAGUAGAGAAGACACAGAGACGUAAAAAGGGUACGCGUCGAGGCACACUACACCCUGAAGCCAAAAACGUCCUCAAGGCCUGGAUGUUCUCACCCGAACACUUCGCCCACCCGUACCCAAGUGAGGAGGAGAAGGAGGAACUGGCUAACGAGGCUGGCAUUGAAGUCAAACAGCUCUCGAACUGGUUUACUAACGCCCGGAAGCGCCUCUGGCAGCCUGUGUUGCGUCAAUCUGGAGUUGAAGUUAAGAAAUUCCUGUCAACAGGACGUGGCGGCCCGCGUGGCAACAAACUGGACGUGCCAGCCAACCUCCACCAGCUGGUAUUGCCUUCUCCUGCGCCGAGCCCAUCGAGUUCGCCUCGUAAGCGCUCGUGGUCGGCCAUGCGGGAUAAUUCCUCGCCUUCUACAGCUUCUAUAACCUCCCAUGAUGAUUGCAAGCGUACGAAGAACAAGCGCUUAAAGAGCAACAGCUCACGCGACGAGAACACGGCGCCGCAGCUAAAAGAUCUUGAGCUGCUGGCGGCUACAUCACUGCUGGGCCUACAACACUUGACACAGUCGGUGCAUUAA